Hyaloperonospora brassicae is the source of this 477-nucleotide messenger RNA. The record is from the annotation of a GenBank genome assembly. Lineage: Eukaryota; Oomycota; Peronosporomycetes; Peronosporales; Peronosporaceae.
AUGCUCGACUCGAACGUCAAGGUCUACAUCGCCUGUAGCUCGGUACUGUACCUCAAGUUCCUCCUGGCGACAGCCGUCCAAGGCGACAAGAAGUUCCGAUCGGGCGGUCGGCCACCGGAAGAUGCGGCCCUCAGUCUCGCCGACACGAUCGGCAAAGGCCGAAAACAGACGUACGGUCUCGACCACACGGACGACAAAAGUGUGCUCAAAGCCCGAGAGGCGGAGCACCGCUGGGGCCGAAUCGUGAGCAACGAUCUCGAAUCCAUUCCGUUUGCCCUCUUUGUCUUUGGAGGUGGCGUCCUGGUCGGUAGCAACCCCACGGUGCACGCGAGUGCCAUGAUUGGCUUCACGGUCGUCCGGUGCCUCCACACGUACGUGUACGCCCACGCGAUGCAGCCGCACCGAGGCGUUUGCUGGGGCCUCGGCGUCCUGGCCACUUUGGUCGGUAUGGGCAAUGCCAUUGUCGCUAUCCUGUAG